AUUGAAAGAUCAAUCUUUGUCAAUCCUUUAAGGCAAGAUCACGUAUGAAAUAUUUAUGGGAUAGAUAACAUUAAUAAAAGGAAACGGUAGAUAGACAUAGGUCGCUCAUAAAUACGACGAGAUGGCGUACAAUUGAAAACGAUGGGUCCACAUCUUUCUCACGGGACACACAUACGUGACUUUAUCUGCAACUUCAUAUCCAACAAGAUCACCUUUUCUUUUUCAUUUUUUUCACAAUCACUUGUUUCAAAUUCCUUGAGGAUAUAUACACAUUCUUUUAUUAUUUGCAUUUAUAUAUUCUAUAUAUCAUGAUUAAUAGUUUGAUAACAAUAUACGAAAUUUCCAUGUUUUGAACUCCUGAAAAAAAAAUUCAUACAAAGUUUAGGCACUAAAAGUUUCAGUUUAUUGAAGAUGUCUGCAUUAUUUUAGUUUUAUUUCUUAUUAUGUUUGAUUUUUAGUUUCUCUAAUGUUUUCAUAAAGAGGGAUGUGUAAGCUAGGAUCGAAUAUGUGAUUUCAAAUAGUAUAAUCAGUCCAAUUAUUCUUUUAGUGAACACUCCCAAUAGGCAAUAAUUAUGUGAGCAAUUUGGUUAGGAUAAUAUACAUAAUUACAUUUUUAUAUAUUUUGAAGUGGAUGAUAUAUAUCUCGAAUCUAAGUUAACUGUGUUUAAGUGGGAGACGACACUUGCUUGUAUUCUCUCUCUUUUGGGUAACUAUAUUCUUAAGGAUGGGGUCCAAAUCAAGAAAAGCCCAUUAUUUUCAAGAUCGUCACAUUGUUGGAAGCUUUUUUUUUUUUACAUUAUUUUAUUUUUUAUUAGAAAAUAUUCUGCCAAUAAGAAGAUGUGAUUCUAUUGGCAAUACAAAGAUUUGAUGUCUUUCUAGAAACCCCACUUUAGUGAAAGUAAUGAGUUCCCUCUGCAAAAGGGUUCAAAGCUAAGCGUGAUCAGUGCUUCUUUAAUCUUUUUUUCCUUUAUUCUAAUUACAAACCUUAAUGUUAGAUUCUACAUUGGAUUAACUAGUAAAUACCAAUAUUUUGAUAUUGAGUUUUACAAAGACAACUAGUAUUUUGUUUUUCAACGGCCAUGAAAAGAGUCUAAACUAACAAAAUAUUUUGGAUUUUAGGAUCAUUGCAAUUUUCGGCUAAUUUUUUCUCUCUAAAAUGCACUAAAGUAGUUGAAGAAGUAUAGCUUAAUCCUUGAUUAAAUAAAUUAUAAAGAACAUGGGACCACGAAAAUGUCAACCUCUUUUAAACCAUUCAAAGCACAAAUGCACAAUCUAAGGCAAGUUGUGUAGAAGAUAGAGUGAGUCCAUUAAUCCAUAGCUAGAUUAGAUAGGUCUAAUCAAUGAUUUCACUUUUUUGUUGACAUAUUCAUAACGAAAAUUUUCCGACUUCUCAUGAGCUUUGACAUUCGCUUAAAGAAAAAGAUCUUUAUAUAUAAAAUAGUGUUUUCCAAAAGAGAAAUCAUAAGAGGAAAGAUAGGAAGAAGGAUAAGACUUUGAUUCUCACCAAACAGCGAAGUUUUUGGCAACUUGCAAGUUGCAAUACCUUCCACAUUUUAAUUAUCCAAAAAAAGUUUAAUAAUGUUAAACUUAAACACUCUAUUCCAUGAUGUGAAAAUCUUGUCGUCAAGUUGGUCUUACUCAUAUUUCAACAUUAUUAAUCAUACAAUACGGAAUCGCAAAUCUUAUAUAUAUCUGCUUUCUUUGACCAAUUGUAAUAGAUUAGUAUAUUUUAAUCAACCACAUAAAUUACUUUUCAAUUAAACAAAUAUCAGACAGAAAAAAGUAGUAAAUUUUUUGAAAAGUCAUAGGUUAUUAACAAUUUCCGCCAAUUUUCCGAGUACAAUCAUUCAUUUGUAGCGCUAUUAUCUUGUACUCUUGUAGUAGUAUAUCAUUGAAUCAAAGACUAACAAUUUAUUUGCACAAAAAAAAAAAGACUUUAACAAUUAAAAAAUAAUAUUGUAUUAGAAAAAAAAAAGGAGCAGACUUGAGAAAAAGCCCAUCAAUAUUCAAAUGUGAUAGUACACUUCAGGCAUUUAGGCCUGUGGCCCAAACUAAGUAUGUUGUCGCUUUCGCUGCCAAGUAAGAACAUUCUUGGUUUCACGGCGAACUUCUUGAUCCGAUGCAAGAUCUUACCCAGAAGAAGCAAUACGAGUUCUCUCUCCCGAAACAUCUCCGUAUUCGCCAGUUAUGAGCAGGAGGAAUUAUCACCGGGACGAUAUAGCGAUGAGUUUAAUGUGGUUCAAGCUUCUGACUUUAUCGAAAUUUUGCAGCUUUGUGCUAGAAACGGAGCUGUUAUGGAAGCAAAAGCUUGCCAUGGGAAAACUAUGCGUAUGGAGUUGCAGGGAGAUGUCACUCUGUCAAAUGUUCUUAUUAAUGCUUAUUCCAAGUGUGGUUUUGUGGAGCUUGCUCGCCAAGUGUUUGAUGGAAUGCUUGAAAGAAGCUUGGUUUCUUGGAACACCAUGAUUGGUUUGUAUACACGGAACAGAAUGGAGUCAGAAGCAUUGGAUAUUUUUUGGGAGAUGAGAAACGAAGGGUUUAAGUUUAGCGAAUUCACGAUAUCGAGUGUUCUUUCUGCUUGUGGGGCAAAUUGUGAUGCCUUGGAAUGCAAAAAAUUGCAUUGUUUGUCAAUGAAGACCUCUCUUGACUUGAACUUGUAUGUUGGUACUGCUUUGCUUGAUCUUUACGCAAAAUGUGGCAUGAUCAACGAUGCAGUGCAGGUUUUCGAGUCUAUGCAGGACAAGAGUUCAGUUACAUGGAGUUCUAUGGUAGCAGGUUAUGUUCAGAGCAAAAACUAUGAAGAGGCUCUCCUUCUUUACCGUCGAGCUCAAAGAAUGAGUUUAGAGCAGAAUCAGUUUACAUUAUCUUCAGUAAUUUGCGCUUGUUCAAAUCUGGCAGCUUUAAUAGAAGGGAAACAGAUGCAUGCUGUUAUACGUAAGUCCGGGUUUGGUUCUAAUGUCUUUGUGGCAUCCUCUGCAGUUGAUAUGUAUGCUAAAUGUGGAAGCUUGAGAGAGUCUUAUAUUAUCUUCUCGGAAGUGCAAGAGAAGAAUAUUGAGCUUUGGAAUACGAUCAUCUCGGGGUUUGCAAAGCAUGCUCGUCCUAAGGAAGUGAUGAUCUUGUUUGAGAAAAUGCAGCAAGAUGGAAUGCACCCAAAUGAGGUUACUUUUAGUUCCUUGUUAUCGGUUUGUGGUCACACGGGUUUGGUCGAGGAAGGAAGGAGAUUUUUCAAACUCAUGAGAACCACAUACGGUCUGUCACCAAAUGUGGUUCAUUACUCCUGUAUGGUUGAUAUUCUUGGUCGUGCUGGCCUAUUGUCUGAAGCGUACGAGUUGAUAAAGUCUAUUCCUUUCGAGCCUACAGCUUCCAUUUGGGGUUCUCUUCUUGCUUCAUGUCGAGUCUGCAAAAACCUCGAGCUGGCUGAAGUUGCAGCCAAAAAAUUAUUCGAAUUAGAACCAGAAAAUGCCGGUAAUCACGUCUUACUAUCCAAUAUAUAUGCGGCAAACAAACAGUGGGAGGAAAUCGCCAAAUCAAGGAAGCUUCUAAGGGACUGCGACGUGAAAAAAGUAAGAGGACAAAGUUGGAUUGACAUUAAGGACAAGGUCCACAUUUUCCGUGUUGGAGAAAGCAGUCAUCCGAGAAUCCGUGAGAUCUGUACGAUGCUAGACAAUCUAGUUAUCGAAUUGAGAAAGUUUGGAUAUAAACCAAGCGUAGAACACGAGCUGCACGAUGUGGAGAUAGGAAAGAAAGAGGAGCUUUUGAUGCAACAUAGUGAGAAACUGGCUUUGGUUUUUGGUCUAAUGUGUUUACCAGAGGGUUCUACAGUGAGGAUCAUGAAGAAUCUGAGGAUUUGUGUUGAUUGCCAUGAGUUUAUGAAGGCUGCUUCAAUGGCUACAAGAAGAUUUAUCAUUGUUAGAGAUGCUAAUAGGUUUCACCAUUUCAGUGAUGGUCAUUGUUCUUGUGGCGAAUUUUGGUGACAAAACUCUGUUUUAGGAUCACAAAUAAAUAAAUUAUUUUUUCCCACCAA
This is a messenger RNA of Arabidopsis lyrata subsp. lyrata, 4021 nucleotides long. Its product is annotated as pentatricopeptide repeat-containing protein At5g04780. Lineage: Eukaryota; Viridiplantae; Streptophyta; Magnoliopsida; Brassicales; Brassicaceae. Gene Ontology annotation, molecular function: zinc ion binding; protein binding; RNA binding. The coding region runs from base 2058 to 3971 and encodes 637 amino acids. The transcript has a single exon. The record is from RefSeq and is a predicted model, not a curated record. Gene Ontology annotation, biological process: RNA modification.